This is a messenger RNA of Sodiomyces alkalinus F11, 513 nucleotides long. RefSeq lists its product as hypothetical. The coding region runs from base 1 to 513 and encodes 170 amino acids. The record is from RefSeq and is a predicted model, not a curated record. NCBI's taxonomy places the organism in Eukaryota, Fungi, Ascomycota, Sordariomycetes, Glomerellales, Plectosphaerellaceae. The transcript is spliced from 5 exons.
AUGGUCUUUGGAAACAAGGACGAAAAAUUCUUACGAUGCACCGUGGGCAAUGGCGGACACCGUACAAUCGCGGCUCGCAAGCUGACAAGGGCCACCGAUCACCGAGCUCGCAACCACAGCUAUAACUUUUCGGGACAACCAUUUCCCGAAACCCGGUUGUGGACCCCACGACCGGCAAUCCCUGCGAGCACGCUAGCCAUCCUCACCUCACCCGUCGUCUGCCGACCACAACCACUCACCCACGAUGGUCUCCCGGAUUCUCUUCUGACAACCAGCUUCGCCGUCCGCUUCUGGCAAAUGGGCAUCGAGAUGCGCCCAUUCUUCACCCUCAAGACCUUCUGGGCCUACCCCGCCUACGCCGCCGGCGGCGGCGCCUUCGGCUACUGGCUCCAGGGCGUCGACGAGAGGCAGGCCGCCACCCUGAACGAGCGCAAGGCCGUGCUCCUCGAGAAGCGCGCCCGCAAGGCCGCCAAGGAUGCCGAGGCUGCGUCUGCUACCGUCGCUGCCGCGUAA